Messenger RNA from Marchantia polymorpha subsp. ruderalis, 2056 nucleotides. Lineage: Eukaryota; Viridiplantae; Streptophyta; Marchantiopsida; Marchantiales; Marchantiaceae. The record is from the annotation of a GenBank genome assembly.
AAGACAUUCAGGAACUUGGUAGAGUUCUGUCAGUUGGAAAGCAUGGGCUUCUCGUGGAAGUCGACGGUCGAGUAUAAGGCGGGUGACCGGCGCAUUCCAACGAACAGAAUCCAAGUCACGAAGGGCGCGGGCAGGGGCAGGGGCAGCUGUCCGUCGAGCGAAGAGAGAGAUGCCCGCUCGAGAAGAUUCCCAGGACGAUGGCCAUCGCCAGGAGAAAGGCCAUGCUGCUGAGAAGCAGCAAGUCGUUCCGAUGGGAUCCCUAUUCGGAUCCGGUUUUCUGUCGGAAAUGAAGGAGAAAUUGGGUCCGUCUGUUGACAUGCUCACGAACGAGGUCUCUCGUUCCGCGCCACUGGACGCGGCGAGACGAAUGUUCGGGUCCAAGGAUCAACAGCAAAUCUUCGCCAAUCGUCUCGUGAUUUGCGUUGUCCCGCCAGCAGGCGCCGCUUUCACAUUCGGUGCGACAUUGCUGGGAGCCCAGGUAGCAGGGGCAGGUUUGAGAGUAUCUUGUGCAACACCGGUCAUGGCUUCGGUCGUUGGCUUUAUGGCCUUGGGCACGGCAUCUGCAGCAGCUGCUCAGGUUUCCCAUAGUCUACGCAGAUUUUAUGGCCAGGGAAAAAUGAACGGGGGCAAUGAAUACCUCGCAAAGGACACUCUUCUGGUCAAUGCAUUAUUUGGUAUAGUGGCUUUCAAGGUACUGGGAGGUAGCUUUCAUAGAUUGAUGCCAAGCAAUGUAAAUCAUCCUGGAGCGCUCCAUUCUGUUUCAAUUCCUGCUCGAGGAUCUAAGUACGCCAAUGACAUAGAACAGGUUCUCAUUCAAGACAUGUUCAAACGUCAUGGUUGUCAUCAUUGUGGAAAAAGGGCUGGAGAGAGCAUCGCUGAUCACAUGCCUCCAAACGUGAUAGCUCAUGGAAGAGGGUGGGCAAAAGCGGUUGUAGCUAGUGGUGAAGCUAAUUCCUUUUUGGCGAGGUUACGAUCGACUAUACCAUUUUUACCUUUCUCUCCCAAAGUGGUGCAUCAAAGGCUGUAUCCACAGUGCACAGAUUGCUCAAAAUUACAAAGUGCGGCCUUACGCCAUGGCAAAAGAGGGCCUCUUGUGUUCCACUUCAAACGAGGUGUUCCUGAGGCUCCCUUCUUCACAGGCUUCUGCAUCGGAUCCAUGCGAAUAGAUGAUAGUGUUACAGACGAUGCGAGGACAAGCCGAUAACGUCUGAUUGAUUCAUGAGCGCAGCUGACAAGUUGGAAAUUUCAAGAGUUGACCCGGGACUUCGUUCUUGCCGGACCUGGGAAGUCGUAAAUGAGAACGACAGUGCUUGCCAAAUAUUUUUGGCGACAAAUUCGCUGUGAAGGAUCCUCUCUGAGUGCAGAGGCGGUGAUCUUGCAGAUUCAGAAUUCUCCUCCUUGUGCUUUUAUGCACUGGGAUAAGAGAAAAGAAUAAGCAGGGAUUAAGCUGCUCCUCUUUAGAUUCUUCUUUCCUUUCGACACUACACCGAUUACUGGCCCCAUCACGCAGAGCGGGCGAGUCAGUAACAGAUUUGUUUUUUAGUGUGAAUGUCUACUUUCAAUACUUAUGUACACAAGUCAGGAGCCUUGCCUGUACAUUACAUUUCUGGGAACAUUGAGAGCACACGAUUCAACUGUGACCCACAUUGGGCAAUCUUCGACAUAAUGGAAAGUAUAAUGUACUUGUACGACAAUGCCACAGCACUUUAGCAAGUAUAUGUUUAUUAAUUCACUUAGCAAGUAUCAACAGGUAUUUGGUAACCAUUUACCAUCCAUGGACUAUCUCUGAAAAAUGCAAGGGUGCGUACUUUUGCACUUUCCAGAGACUCUGACGGUGAAAGGGCUGUGACCGGUGACAGUUCUGCUCUCACUUAGCAAGUCGAAGUUGAGAACUAAUUUCUGUCCCAUUCCCGAGUGGAGGAAUGGGCUGCCAACUUCUCAGAAGAGCUCCGUGUCUGGAUUUUGGUCAAAAUACGGGGCCAUUUGUGCACAUUUACUUGCAAGGAGACUUCAAGUCACCACAAAGCAUUGCCAUCAUUCACUAUCCAACCGGAAG